AUGGUCCACGUCAUUGCCACGGCACCUGUUCCCAUUGGGUGGGGGGGCUCCUGCUCCCCUUGUCCCGCCCUCGAUAAAACCCCGCGCCUCCCGGAAUUUGGGGCCAUUUUUGUCCACGUGGAGUUGGGAGCGGGGCCACGGCCAGCAGAGCCACCAGAGCAGGCGGAAAAUCACCGUGAAGCACCUGGGAACCUUGCGGAGAGCCGCCGUUGCUGCCGCGGGGCCGCGCCACUGAUCAGUGAGUGUCGCUGCCGAGCUGAGAGAGCCGCGGUCCGCGCCAGGACAGUGUUUUGCGCCGGACUGAAAACGGGACCGCAAACUUCCCGAAGUAAGUCAGUGAAGUCUCCGCCACCCACAGGGAAGCAUGCAGUGCUUUCCCUGCAUGGGAUUGGAAGCGCAACUUUUCACGGCCACGGAGAGCCAAAGAACAGACACUUCCCAGGAGCGAGAACCUUGGUAGCAGCUUUGUUUGGAUAUAAACUGCUGUGUAAUGCAUCAAGAUCAACGGAUUUUCCUUCUUCCAGACUUCAUAUAACAGAAACAACAAUGAUUUACAGAAUACCAGGUAUUGCCAGCAGUUUGAGGGAGGUGUUGCUUCCCAUCUACUCAGCACUGGCGAGGCCACAGCCUGGAGUAUAUUGUCCUGUUCUGGGCUCACCUGUACAAGAGACACAUGGACAUAUUGAGGAGAGUCCAGUGAAGGGCCAGAAAGAUGCUUAAGGGACUGGAGCUCUUGUAUUUCCAGCUAGUGUGUAAGGUUACAAUUUACCCCUAGUCUAAUGGAAGAUAUUUCUAUUGUGGUUCUCAAUUCACAUUCUUCAUGUGAAUCAGGAAGCAUUCUGCAAAAAGAGAAGCCUCAAACCAUCUUAGUCUGGGAUGCUACCUUCCUAGAAGAGCUGACAGAUCUGGACAGAGCAUUAUGAUACAUGAAGUAUUACAAUCUGUUUUUUGUACCCAGACUGACUUGUUUGAAAUCUCCAUGUUCUUAGUUUGAAAUUUCCAACAUUUCCUAAAUGCACAUUUUGGCAAUGUGGGUUUAUUUUGGAGUUUGUAUACACAAAAAUCAUUUCACAAAUGUUAUUAUCACAAUGUAAUGCUGUCCUAGAUUGCAAGGCAAGAUGUAUUCAAUUGCCAUCUGUUAGAGGUGUGGCAGUUACCUUCUCUUAAUUCGACAGUUUUCUUUAUCUCUUCCACAAACCAAUCCUCCCUCCUGGGGAGACAUCUGCUGUUAAUGGCCUAUUGAAUUUCACUGCAUGACUGAUAAAAGUUGCAGCAUCCCAUUGUGAGGUGCUCUGCCCAGAGGGAGGAGCCAAGCAUUUCUACCUGGAUAUAAUAUUGAGUUUCUGGAACACCAGCACGGCUUUUUCUGCACUGGAUUUCCCAGAGGAACAGCUGCCUCUUCCACUGCAGGAAGACUACACCCUUUUCUACAGGAUCACUACUCCAACAGAAUCACACCUCCAGGAGGACUCCAGGAGGUGGAACCUCCAGAAUCACACUCCAGGAGGACUGCAGCCAUAGUUCCCAAUUGGACUGCUGCCAACAACCUGACCAACGGUGUCAGGUUGUAUUCUGACUCUGUCAGUGUUGUUUUGGUUCACUGUAUUGUUUAUCUGCAUUGUUUAUUUUAUGUUUUUAUUUUCUUCCUUAAUAAAGAACUGUUA
Vidua chalybeata is the source of this 1664-nucleotide messenger RNA. RefSeq lists its product as uncharacterized. Bases 1 to 720 code for a protein of 239 amino acids. The transcript has 4 exons. Lineage: Eukaryota; Metazoa; Chordata; Aves; Passeriformes; Viduidae. The record is from RefSeq and is a predicted model, not a curated record.